Messenger RNA from Lingula anatina, 1411 nucleotides. RefSeq names its product sarcoplasmic calcium-binding protein. Gene Ontology annotation, molecular function: calcium ion binding. The record is from RefSeq and is a predicted model, not a curated record. NCBI's taxonomy places the organism in Eukaryota, Metazoa, Brachiopoda, Lingulata, Lingulida, Lingulidae.
ACUAUGUAUAUCCAGUAAACCUAACUCGCCUGUCUUCACAAAUGUUAGUUCAGGAUCCCUAGACAACGGAAGAAUGUCGUUGUUACGUUUUCCCAAACAACUAACCCAAGGUUCGUUUUUGCGCCAUUUUUCGAAGCAGACGGUUUCCAUUCAGAAGACCCCUCAUGACUACCCUAUGGUGAAAGGUUCGGAAAUAUGGAAAAGAAAAUGCAGGACUUUCUUCAGGGCCAAUGAUGUAGACGGUGACGGAUACCUGACAAGGAGAGAUUAUGAACUGAGCGCCCAUCGCGUUACAGCUUACAUGUGUCUUGACGAAAACGAAGCAAAAAAGGUAUUUAAAAACCGUUUAGACAUCUGGGAAGGAGUGUCGAGAGGAAUAGGCAAACCGGAUGGCUCCAGAGUUUCAGAAGAUGAGCAUAUUUCCAACUUCCUUCAAACCGUUAAUACCAGUUACCGUGAUUCGGUUGUGAGCUUUGCCUCCACUGACUUCGACGCCAUAGAUCUUGACGGAGACGGUUUCAUCUCCCCAAAGGAGCACGAGGCGUUUUUCUACAGUUGGGGAAUUCCCACAGUGCACUCGGCAGAUGCUUUUAAAACACUUGAUAAAAACGGCGAUGGCUUGAUAAGCAAAGAGGAGUUCAUUCGAGGAGCGUUGGAUUACUCAUUUACCGAAGAUGAAAACAACCCCUACAAUAAUUUUUUUGGACCAAUUGCAAAUUAAUUGUUUUGAUAAAUUGAAUUUAUUCCAAAAUGCAAUGGAUUGCAAGUAACGCCCAAACAUUUACCGUAAGCCUAUCUACAUAUUACAAGAUGUGUGGGAAAACAUUUCGACUCAAUGCCCUCACUUGUAUGUAGAAAAAAAUUAUAUCUAUGGCAAGAAGGAUGCCCCACAUCUCAACCAAAAUAGAACUCGACAUUAUAAGCAGUAUGUUUAAAAGGAUUAAACAGGGACUUCAUUCAUGUAAUAACAGCACCCGUAACUGUACAUACAGUAUAUGAAUCUUAUGUUGACUUCAGUAAGGUAUUUGGCAGUUUUUAGAUAAUUACGCAUUUUCAAACUUCUAGAACAAAACAAAUGGAUAUAUGUAUUUAUGCAAACAUACGGUUGAUGUAUCAACAAGGUACAGUUCAUGGUGCAUGAAAACUAGCACAAGUCUAAUUCAUUCCGUUCUAAACGGGACUAAUGAACUAAUGAAAUGUGCAGUUAUUUUCUUAUACUUAGCAACAAUUCACUGCCUGGCAUUGUCACUGCAGAUUGUCUGAUGCUACUGUUAUGAAGUGCUUCCAGCCUACGAUUUAACCAUAUCGAAAAUAUAGAUAAAGGCCAUCGAUAGGUAUCAAUAAACCUGUCUAAAUUGAUUAGUUACUACAUGUAUCAGUAGAAAGAGGAAAUUUUUACAUAAAUAGAAAA